GAUUAUGGAGACCUGUGGCCGCGGAAUCGUCACUGGGUGUAGAAAAACAGACGUCAAUGAACUAAUUACAUCGACAAUGGUUUUGACACAAUAUCGAUAUUGACAAGUGUAUCUGCUCACAGUAACACAGGUGACCCCUGCAAUCAAUCAAGCUAAACAGACACAAGUCAACAAGGGCUCCCACAAAGCUCCCACCGAUCCCUACAGAGAACACGCAGACGUCCAACAGCUUAUAGGUGGUCAGAUGGACGCUACCUGGCCAGUCCGCCUCCAGUGGUCAGCACCGUCAGUUUAUGACUCUGGUCCCCAUAUGAUCAAUUCAUGCCAGCAAGAGAGGCGCCACCCACUCGCCGUACAAUUGCAAAGUGUUCAGCAGGCGGCUGACGUGUUGAAGGGAGGACAGCUAUGCUUGAACAGUCAACGACCACUUGAUCGUUGGAGCAAUCUGUGACAUGCCCAGGGUGGCCAACGUUCUUCCAUCACAGCCCGUCCUGAGGUCCGAGAAAGCACGAGAUUUAGAAAAAUGGGUUGAGUCCUCGGCAGCGACCGUGGCGAAUGACGAUGUUGAGAUGCCGGACACGAAGCUGCACGGAGCUCUCACCAAACCCGUGUUGGAGAUAGUGAAACCGGAAGUCACCGUCUCACCUGAAUAUGAAGAUGACUACAGCGAUGUCUUCAAGAAAGAGGCUGUGACGACUGUGAAGGAGUCCAAGACUCUCAAAGUCUACAGGAAGGCCUGUAAGCGCCUGGGACUCGUGCAGCUCCGCAAUGUCAUCAGCCAGUUCGGCUCCAUGGACCUGUGUUUCCGGGACUGUGCCUUCUCCGCGAAGGAGCUGAAGGCGCUGUGCAUGGCGUUGCUGUACGAGAGACACAUGUGGCACCUUGACCUGUCCGGCAACUCCGUGGGGCGGAAGGAGUUCGAGUAUGUCCUCGCUGUCCUGGAGAAGAGAACCAACGUGUGUGUGCUGGACCUAUCAAACAAUGAACUGUCGGGAAACGGUGUGCGGCAGUUAGCGGAUUUCCUGCGACGAUGUGACAACGUCACUGAUAUUGAUAUCUCAGGUAAUAAAUUAACCGACAUAGACGGCAAAGCCAUCGGAGAUGUCAUACAGGAAAACAACUCAUUAAGCCGCCUCCGCCUCGCCCACAACGAGUUGAGAGACACUGGGGGGAAGAUCAUUGGUGCUGCGUUAGUAAAGAAUCGCCAUCUGGAGGAACUAGACAUGAGCUGGAACCACCUGAGGCAGAAGGGAGCUAUAAGUAUAGCCAAGGGAUUGGAGACAAACACAUGUAUACAAAUUGUAAACUUGUCUUGGAAUGGCUUCGGAUACGAAGGCUCGGUUGCCCUUGGUGAUAUGCUAACGAAGAACAACACUAUUACGUCACUAGAUAUAUCCUCAAACCGAAUCAGUGCUGCAGCUUUACUGGAGAUCAUCAGGGGGCUAUCCAAGAACCGCACUCUCGCAACGUUGAAGAUCGGCCACAACCCAAUCACGGCUUCUUUCACCAGCGUCCUCCUGGAGGCAAUACUGAAGCAUCCCCACGGAGCGAUCCAGCAGCUGCACAUGGACGGCGUUGUAGUAGACAAGGAGUUCGAGGGUGUUCUCGAGAAGAUCCGAAAAUCUCGCUACCUGGAAGUGACGUAUGAGAUCUCUCUACCAAUCACGAAGAAGACUCGCGAGGAGAUGAUGAAGGAGCUGCAGAAGCCCCAGGCGUAUAACAUCGACCCCCUGCACAUGCUGUACCUACUGAAGGAGAAGAACAGAGCCCGGGACUUCUUCGAGAAGAUCAACAAGGACAAAGACGACGGGCUGACGAGAGACGAACUCUUCCUGUUAUUUAAGGAAGCAGGGUUGCCGUGCACGGUGUCCGUGGUGGACAAGAUCAUGCGGUUUAUGGACACCAAUGGAGACGGCACUAUUGACCUUGCGGAAUUCCUGGUGGGCGACAAGAAGAUCAAGAAGUACUCGCGGGAACAGUUAAGGAACUCGCUUUCCAAGCAGGGAGACAGCUACGCUAAAUACUCUCGGACGUUCCGGAAGGCCAAGAUAGACCCUCUCACUCUGCAGGUGAAGGUGGAAGACGCUUCCAAACAACUGUCGCCAAACACACUACUACCGCCCCCUACCGGCGUGCCGGGGUCACGAAGGGGCAGCACCGCUUCCAUGAGAGGAAACUGAAAGAUAUAUACUGACUAAUCUUGUCUUGAUUGUUGUCAAAUGACCAUGGAUGUAUCAGCAGUAUUGCCUGGAUUAGCGACCAAUACGACCAAUGAGGGGCAAUAAGCACGUAUUUAUUACGCAUAAGGUUAGAAAUAACCGAGUUCAUAACAUCGUAUGUGCAUUCGUGCAAAUAUCACUUCACGGUAACCAGUGUAUUGUUUACGUCAUCCGGACGGCAUUGUUGAUCGAAUCUUUUAGUGACGUUAGGCCGAAAUGACGUCACACUAGUAAUGACGUCAUAGCUGAAGAUUGACGUCAUUCGAAAAAUGUGGUUUUUUUCUGAGAAGGCGGUGGUGAACUGUUCAUUGUUUUAAUAUAAUCAAUUAUUACUCUCGCAUAUGUGUCCUAGUGAUUUUAUGAAACUCGUGUAAGAAUUCAUGUAUCAUCCUCGCUCGGGAAAUACAAGAUUCUGAAACUCGUUUCGUAAAAUCAGUAGGACACACAUUCUUGUAUAUUAAUCUCUAUAAGUAUAACUUUACGAAACAAUGGUAUGUACAUGUUGCGUAUAUUGUAUUAAUCCACUACAUCACAUGAUGAUGUCCCCCAGAUUGUUGAUGAAGGUGGCGAUGAUUAAUAAUGUCUUUAGACAAAACAACAUACGCAGACAGGCCGUUUCAUUCCCACCAAAGGGGCGUGGGCGAUUUGUUGUCACAUUUCCAAGGCAGCUAACUCUUACCUCAAUUUCUUGACGUGAUAAUAUUACUUCCAGAGUUAUCUCCCACUCAGCCCGUCUCCGUGAAAUAGGGGCUUGGCCAACUCCAGGAAUCUAUAUAUGGAAACUUGUUUCGCGCACAUGACUCUCACGUGAUACAGGUGAACCAGGCGGCAAUCGUGAACCUCAUUUAAUGUUGCUUUUAACUUAAUUUAAAUUCUCUACCGAUUUUCUGCUGAGCACGGGAUAACCUGCCUUUAAAACGUUGGACGAACUAUUUGCGGCGGGAUUUGGCGUUAUACGGUUUACAGCGAAUUCAUGCAAUAUCACUACUCCAUUACCGGGAUGAUGGUACGGAGUUAGCCGAGUGGCCCGGAAUGUGUAUGAUCAUACCACUAUCACACGCACAUUUUCACAUUUUCUCAAAGAUCGGCACUGGUAUAUACCACUCAGGGUUGAUAUACACGAAAAACACGUAUACCUCGUGUAAGUAUAUAUCAGGACUCAUCGCCACACAAAGCGAUCUCAGCGAAUGCCCAAACUCCACUGUAUGUCUUCCACAGGAAUCAAAAGUUCUAAAUAAAGCGUCGAAAUUGUAUUAUCUUCAACUAUGAUUGAUAAUAUAAAAAGGCAUUCAAUUUCAACACAUAUAAGAGACGGGUGUUUGAUAAUAAAACUGCAUACAAUUUCAUCGGCGAAGUGGGGUAGCCUAGUGGUAAACGCGUCCGCUCGUCAUGCCGAAAACCCGGGUUCGAUUCCCGAAAUGACUACAGUGUGUGAAGUCCAUUUCUGGUGUCCCCCUGUGAUAUUGUCGGAAUAUUGCUAAAAGCGGCGUACAACCAUUCUCUCGUAUUUAAUCUGAACUUCUAAUCCCUUUGUACAUGGACAUUGUACUCAUGACAGUUGCAUGGAGCGGUAAGAUCACCUUGUGUUGUAGAGCCAUUGUUGUUAGGAAGACUGCAUGAUCUUGUUGAUGUUGAAUUGUGAUGUAUUGUUUUAUAGGUGUAAUAGUCCUUGGACAGAAAAUUAAUAAAUAAUAUAAAUGUA
Messenger RNA from Haliotis rufescens (red abalone), 3921 nucleotides. Its product is annotated as leucine-rich repeat-containing protein 74B-like. Lineage: Eukaryota; Metazoa; Mollusca; Gastropoda; Lepetellida; Haliotidae. The record is from RefSeq and is a predicted model, not a curated record. The coding region runs from base 453 to 2180 and encodes 575 amino acids. Gene Ontology annotation, molecular function: calcium ion binding; protein binding. The transcript is spliced from 13 exons.